Molecule: messenger RNA, 6067 nt
Organism: Lucilia sericata (common green bottle fly)
Lineage: Eukaryota; Metazoa; Arthropoda; Insecta; Diptera; Calliphoridae
Product: endoplasmic reticulum aminopeptidase 2
Exons: 17
Coding region: 2063-5473 (1136 amino acids)
Biological process (GO): proteolysis; peptide catabolic process
Cellular component (GO): cytoplasm
Molecular function (GO): zinc ion binding; metalloaminopeptidase activity; peptide binding
Source: RefSeq, a predicted model, not a curated record
UAACAAAACAGGUUCGGAGAAAACUCAAGACAGCAAACAUAGGGUAUUUUCUAAAAUUUUUAUUUCAAGUGGUUUUAAAGAAACCCAUAAAAAUCAACAUGCUUUCAAAAUUCAACUACAAUUCACCCUUCUUUACUUUAAGAGAACCAAAAAGCUAAACAACAAGAAACAUUUAAAACCAUUUAAAAGAUUUUCGCAACCUACAUGAAAAUAACAUGAAAAGUCAACAAAGAAAGAAAGGUUUUGAAAAUCAAAAAGUGGAAGGAGAGGGUGAAUUUAUAAUGUUCUACUAAAAAAAUGAAUAAAAAAAAAUACAAAACAUGAUGAUAGAUAAACAAAACUAAAAAAAAACAAAUUUUUGGGUUAGAAAAAAAAACAAACAAACUAAAAUACAGUGUAUUCAAAACAAAAAACAAGAAACACAGUAAAAACAACAAGGAUGCAGGGUGGCAAAUGAUGUUAAUGGAGAUGAUGGGGGGAGGUAAAUAAAAUUGGGUGGUUAUUGUAGCAGAGAUUACAAAGAACGAGAGAACAACUAGUAAAGCAGACAGAGAGCUUACUUAUUUAUGGUAUAUUUUAUAAAAAAGAGAUUUUAAAAAAUAUCCUUAAGAGUUAUAAGAAGAGAGAAGGUUUUGAAUAAUUGAGUCGCAAUUGAAAAUUUUAUGUUGCUGAUGUUAUUAUUUUGUAAGCGAAAUUCUUACACAUACAUAUUCGCGAGAGUAGUUCUAGAAUAUUAAGGAUUUUUGUUGCUAUGAUUUUAAAAGUGAGAAAGAAAAACACAACUAAGCAAUUUGGUACAUAUUUUCUGUAUUCUCCGUGUAGUUAAAUCCUAUUGCAUAUUUUCAGGCAUAUUUAGAAAGAGUACAUCCUUUGUGCUAAACGGUUGUUAUAUUUUUCAUAACUUAAAAAAUAAUAAUUUUAUUUUUGUUCUAAAAGAAAAAAAAAAAAAAAGAAUAUUAAAUUACCAAAAAAAGAAAAGUUUAAACAAAUACAUUUUUAUAACAUGAAUUUUAAAUAAUAUAAAUAAACAUUUUAUGUGUAUUUAAAUAAAUUUUACCUUUAACCACAAACAAAUCAUACAUAUCCUGUGUUUCUUUACUUUUAUUCAGUCCUUUAAAGUGUGUGCGCCUAUUUAAAUAAUUUAUAAAAAAACAAGAAGAAAUAUACAUGCUAAUUGCAUUAAAUUUAUAACAAAAGUCAACAAUAAUUAAAUAAACAAAUAAACACCUUUAAACAUAAAUUGCGUUUACUGUUUUCCCAAAAAACUAAAGUUUAAAAAGUUUAUGCCCAAGGAAACCUAAUAGUUCUACGUAGUUUUAAUCUACAUCUACAGAAAAAGUUAUUUGUAACCAUAAAGAAAUCAACCAAACCAAUACCCAACAAACCCACCAGCGCUCUUAAAGAACAACCUAGCCAAGGAGCCUUUAAAUAUUUUACAGUUUUUUUUUCCACACAACUCCUCUCGCACGGCAACAUUGUGGUCGUCAGUUUCAUCAUCAUCAGUGUGUUUAAUACUUCAUACAAUAUUUGGUGGUUUAAUUUCAAGGACUCGCGCCAAUUUAUAUAUUGAAUUUGUCUGAGGUGUGCGUGUGUAUAUAUUUUUAUAUAAUAAACGCUGGAACGGAUUUAAGAGGAGUAAGAGAGAGCGAGUGACUGAAAAGGAUAUUUAUUACUGUGCGUGUAAUAAUUUAAUAAUCAUAAUAUUUAAUAUAUUGGACCAAUUUUGCACCUUUUAUCCCACUUUACAACAAAUAUCAUUUACACCUCUAGUUCUAGUCUAAACUUUUUUAGUAGAAUAUUUAACAAAAACAACUAAAACCCAAAAAGAAAUUUUAAAAUUUUAUCAAAAUUCAACACCAAAAUCCACUGUCAUUAAAGUAGCAUUAGUUAUACCAGUAAACAACACACCUAAUUGCAACACUAGUCUAAAAUCUAAACUCAACAUACCACAGAUACUUAAUACUUACUACUCUACUCCUGUACUCCUCCACAUCAACAUACCUACAAGUCUCUUGUGUCGUACAUUUAGUUAAAUAGAAAAAUUGGUUUCAAAAUUGGUCAAAUGUUAUGUUGCGGUUUUUGUUGUGGCAACAUGUCAAAACGAGACUACAAAGUGGCCACAAUGGAUGGCAUAGAACUCGAGCCGUUGGGCGGCGAAAAAAUGGAUAAGGACAAGGAAAAGGAUAAAGAAAAACAAACUAAUGGUGUAACAUUUGUGCCGCUAUUAUGCGUCUGGUGUGAUCGUUUCUUUCAGCCUCAAACUAUUUCCAGUGGUGAAUCUAGCGGUGGACGACAAACACGCAAUGGUGUCGCUGUUUGUUCACAAAAACGUGCCCUCCUAGUGGCUGGCAUUGUAUUGGGUUCACUCCUGCUGACAGCUUUAAUAAUUGCCUAUGCUGGUCCAUCAAAUGAUUGUUCGUGCGCCCGUAAAUUGCCAACUGGUCAUCAUACGAAUGAAGAGAAUGUCACACAACCAUUUAAUCCGAUUGCAACAAAUGGUGAACCAUUUCCAUGGUUAAACUUAACAUUGCCAACAUUUAUAAGACCGUUGCGUUAUAUGGUGACAAUACAUCCGAAUCUGACAACGUUGGAUGUUAAAGGUCAAGUGACUAUCGAUCUAUUUAUUGAAAAGGAAACCAAUUUUAUUGUCUUACAUAUACAGGAUCUAAAUGUCACAGAAAAGGCCAUUGUACCAAUGGGUAAUAGGGGGAGUAUCAUUAAAAUUGUCAAAUUCUUAGAAUACCCACCUAGACAACAAUUGUAUAUUGAAGUAAAAGAUAAAUUGAAAAAGAAAUCCAAUUACACACUUAAUUUGCGUUGGUAUUCAAAAUUAAAUCCAGAACCCGAAGGUUUCUAUGUCGAUCAAUAUGAAAGCUCAAAUGGUAUAGAAAGAUUAUUAGCUGCCACAGUAUUUAGACCUAAUGGAGCUCGUAAAGCAUUCCCUUGUUUCGAUGAACCCCACAUAAGAGCCCCUUUCCGAGUUUCAGUAUUUCGAGAUCGUUUCCAUAUAGGUCUUUCCAAUUCCAUUGUGCAUACAACAGAGGAUGUAGGAUUCUAUAUGGGCACAGGCUUGUUACGCGAUGAUUUCAUCGAAACGCCACCCCUGCCAGCCGAUGCUGUUGCAUGGGUUGUUAGUGAUUUUCAACGAGAAUCUUUACAACCUUCAGCUGCCUACAUGCCCACCACACAAACACCGCCCUACGGAGCGGGUGCCAAAAAAUCCGCACAAUUAAAUAAUUACACUCAACAGAAAGAGAAAAAGCCGCCAGUGCGUAAUAUAACAGCGUUAACGCAUUCGUUGAAUUUUAAUAUCCUGGGUAAAAAUAUGUCUACCACUACAACAACAAUAUCUCCUGCCAAAGAAAUGGAGACGAAAAAUCUCACAGCCUUAAGCCAAUCAACGGGUUCAACCAUUAAAAGAGCACCAUCAUAUACAUUCUAUGCUCCACGUGAUCUUUUGCCGCGAUCUUCAUUUAUUUUGCACACUUCCCGUGAUGUUUUGGAAUAUAUGCAAACUUGGCUGGAUGUCAGUUAUCCGCUGACAAAAGUGGAUUUUGUAGCUUUACCCUCGUUAGAUCGUAAUAUCAUAUCUUCUUUGGGUUUGGUUACUUUAAAGACAUCAUUUCUAACCGAUCCCGAAUCUAAAACUACUGAACAAUAUCAAAAAAGUGCUCUGCUAAUAGCAGAAGCUAUAGUAAGACAAUUCUUUGGUGGCAUUACAUCAAGAAAAGUACUCAAAGAUGUUUGGCUAUGGGAGGGUUUGAUAAAAUACUUGGGUAUACACACGCUAUCACCGCUGCAGGAAAAUUGGCCUCUCAGAGAAAUGUACUUGUUAAAUAUGGCUACUGCAGCUUUGGAUAUUGAUGCUAUACAAGGUUGGGAUAGCAUUAUGAAUGGCACUAGCCAUGAUGGUAAUAAUGAAGAUUUCUUUAUACAAAAAACUGCCGCCAUAUUUUCUAUGUUACAUACUGCUAUAGGAGAAGAUCGUUUCAGAACUUGUUUGGGAGGUUUUCUUAAGUUGAAUCGUUUUAAAACAGCAGAACCCUUAGAUUUAUGGAAUAUUUGCACUAAAAAGGCUAAUGGUGCUAAAAAUAUUAAGGACAUGAUGUCUUUGUGGACCCAUCAAUCGGGUUUCCCCUUACUGACCGUAACAAAACUGGGCAACAAAAUAAGCAUAUCGCAAAAACCUUUUAAGCCCGCUGAAUUCUUAGCCAUACAUGAUGAAACUUACGAUGGCAAUAACUAUAAUAAAACAAGUGCAAAUAAUACGGAAACUUCAACGACUACAACAACUGCGGCCCCAACUGCGGCCAGUAAACAGAAACCUCCUGCACAAAUGAAAUGGAUUUUUCCCAUAACUUAUGUAACGGAUUUGAAUAAUCAAACGGAAACUUUGUGGAUGCAAAAUGUUGAUGUUACUUUCAAUGUUGCCGAAAAUGUUAAAUGGAUUAAAGUAAAUGCUCGCCAAUCGGGCUAUUAUCGCGUUCUAUACAACGAUGAUAAUUGGGCUAAUAUCAUAGAGGAUUUAUCCAAUGAUCCUGAUAAGUUUACGGGUGAAGAUCGUUUGGGUCUUCUAUCUGAUGCUUUUACACUUUGCCAUGCUAAUUUGCUGCCAUGUGAAAUUACCAUGAAUAUGAUACAAUAUCUGCCUAGUGAAACCAACUGGGGUCCUAUGGCUUUAGCUUUGCGUCAUUUGGAAAAAUGGCGUCGUAUUCUUAAGUACUCAGAAUGUUUCCUUAUGCUUUCUGAAUUCAUAAAAAUGAAAUUGUCCACAGUGAUAGAGAAGAUUGGUUGGAACGAUGAUGGUGAUGAGGCCACAAGAUUAAUGCGACCAGAAGUUUUAUUGGCCUCAGUGCUGUGGGAAGAUAUUGACAGUAUAACAAAAUCAAAAAAUAUGUUAAAUCAAUUUCUCUAUUACAAUGGCACAGCAAUACCACCAAAUUUAAGAGAGGUUGUUUACACGGGCUCAAUAUUAUCGGGUGAAUAUAUUUACUGGCAACAUUGUUGGGAACGGUUUGUAACGCUACAGCGCACAUCAGAAAGUUUUGUAGAACGUAUGCAAUUACUAAGAGCAUUAGGCCGUACAAAAGACGCUUGGCUACAAAAUCGUCUGCUGUCGCAUGUCACAAUGUUGCCCACCGCCGAAGUGGUGCAAGUAGUGCAAGCGAUAGCUGGCACACCAACAGGUGGUGCUAUGGCCUGUAGAUUUCUGCAGGCGAAAUGGUUUGACUUGGAGUCAAGAAUGGGUCAGGGAACAAUAGCUUUUGCCAAAGUUAUAUCAGCCAUAACACAAUAUGGUGCUACAAAAUUUGAUUACGAUGAGCUUAAAUCAUUAGUGCAUCGUUUUGGACGAGGUCCAGGCAUGGACGUUUUAAAUAUGACCUUAAGUAGCGUAGCCUCCAAUGUUGAAUGGGUGGCUCGUUCACAAACAUCACUGUAUAAAUGGGUAGAAAGUAAUUUACAUUCCCAUUAAGUAUUUUCUUUAUAAUUUUCUUUUUUAGUUUCUCAUUUAAUUCCAUAACUUUCAUUCAUUCACUCAUUCGCUCAGUCACUCAUUUAUAUUAGCAACUAAAGAAAACUUGUAAAAUCUGUAUAGAAUUAUUAUCAUCUUUUUAGAACAAACAAUCAAAAGUAACAAAAAUUAAAUAAAUAUAAAUUUAUAUAAUCAUUAUUUGUACUUGAAAAUAACACACUAAAAAAACUACUUCAUAACUAAUUAACAAAAACAAAUAUUGAAAGAAAUUAUUUACUUUUUAAUAAGAAAUAUCUAUAUAAAAUGUAUAUCCUCAUUUGUAAUUAUGUUCCUUUGAAAAUUUACAACAACAACAAACCACAGCUAUUAGAGCAUUAAAAAGGAUAUUUAGCGUUAAAAAUAUGUUGUCACCAAAUUUACACAGUUUACAAUUGUAAUUUGAAAAAAUUAUAUUUUUUGACAAAUAUUUUUAUUUAAUUUUCUCUUUUUUGAAAAUUAUUCUUGUUCAGAAAUGUUUAAUAAUAUUUCUCUUUUUAAAAACAUGUUGGAUAAAUAUUCACUUUAUUCUCUCUUUUAGAAUUUUUCUUUUGAAAC